AUGGGUUCCGUUAGCUCCUUCGCCAGGAUGAAGCGAGCCUCUCAAUCGAGCAUGUUCCAAAGCUUCUCGAGCUUGUCCAGGACGGUGCAGGGAAAGUCUUUCUGUGCCUUUCUGUAUUCCAUAGCAGCCAUGGCUAGAAGUAUCUGGAAUGUCUGGCCCUUUUCAGCUGGAGCCCAGGAGCUGGCCUCGGACCUGGGAGUUCGUGCAGAGCUUAGCACUUCCGGAAACUGUGGCCGUGGCCCGGCAGCGCCCGGCUCUCGGCUCUUGGCUCUGGCUCAUGGAUCGAGGACUGGGUUCUCUCCGGAAGAGGAUCGCAGGCGCAGGGGGAAGGGACCCGGGACCCUUCACAUCUUCCUCUUUCCUGCAGAGGCUGCUGUCUACAACUUGUUUGGGCAGCACUUGGUGCAGAAUGCAGUGGAAGGCUUGCACGGCUCCGUCAUCGCAUGUGGGCCAUCGAGCACCGGAAAGAGUCACACCAUCUUUGGCGGCCGUCCACAGGAGCAGCAAGGUCUUGUUCCUCGUCUGGCAGAGGGCAUAUUCAGGGUGCUGCGAGCUCGCGGUGAGAAGCACAUCGUUAAGUUUUCGUACCUGGAGCUGUACAACGAGCGCAUUCAAGACCUUCUACGUCCUGGGAAGGCCAAAGCUCCAGCCCUGGAGGUCCGGCAGCAUCCCCGCGUGGGCGUCUUCGUGGGCAAUCUCUCCUGGAGCGUGGUGUCAAGUGUCGCCGAUGUUCUGCGCUUGUUGGACUUCGGUCACAAGAUGCGGGCCGUUGCGAGAACCAACAUGAACGCGGCCUCUUCGCGCUCUCACGCCGUGGCGACUUUCCAGGUGGAGCAGCUCGUGCCAGGACGUGCUUUGGAAGACACGAAGAGGAGGCGGGCACAGCUGCAGACGGUCGAUCUAGCCGGGGCAGCACGCAUGGACCAGAUCGGAGACUCGGAGGUGCGGCAGCGUGAGAGCCGACAGAUCAACACAAGUCUUUUGACACUUGGACUGGUCAUCAAGCGCCUCUCCUCUCAGGAUCAUGUGGGUCAUAUUCCGUGCAGGAACAGCAAGCUCACGCACCUGCUGUCCGACUCCUUGACUGGCAACUGCAGGACCGUCAUGGUGGCCUGCGUCUCUCCGGCUUCGUCGGUUGUGGCCUCGACAGAGUCCGCACUUCGUUUUGCCUCGACGUGUCGACGAGUCUUCACGCAUCCUGCGAGAAACGAGGAAAGCAAGGACGAGAUGGCCACGGCACUCCGCACAGAGCUGGAUGAGCUUGGGAGAGAACUGGGAGAGAACCAAACUGCGGAAGGGAGGCGUGAGCUGGCGGAGCGCUUCGCGACGGCACAGCUGCUCGUGGACCAGUACACACAAAGUUGGGAAGAACAGGAGGCCAGCUCGAAGGCACUCGACUUUGAGCGACGCCAGCUCCUUUCCAGCCUGGGCCUCGCCUUGAAAGGACCAGGAGCGAAGGCCUCUGCAAAGCCAAAGCAGCGCCCGACGACACACAGAGGCGUGCAGACACCUCUGUCAAGGCAGUCGACAGGUGGGAUGACGCUCGAGGAGCCUUGCCUGAUCAAUGUGUGCGAUGAUCCACUGCUAUCAGGCUGCUUGCGAUACAUGCUCCCUGCGAAUCAGACGGUUAGCAUUGGCAGUAGCACGUCGUGCCAAGUGCGACUGGACGGACUUGGUAUUCGGGAGGCGAUGUGUCAAGUUUCGUGGCAGCCCGGGUGUGAUGUGGAGGUUCAGGUCAACGGAGACGAUUUUGCCACAUUCGAGAGGCAGGGGUCCCUCUACAAGGGCGGAGCUCCAAAGGUCUCCAUCAACAACCGGCGAGUCAAAGACGCUGCGACUCUUCAGCCUGGGGACGUCUUGCAGGUUGGACAUGGACAUGUGUUCCGCCUUUACGGCCCAGCGACAAGGCAGAACCGCCCACUCCGCAGGUCAAACAGCAAAACAGGCCUGCGACCAAAGAGGCCGCCCGGAGUGCCGGAGUCCCUGGUCGAGGACCUGGAGGCGGAGCUCGGAGUCGAGCGCGCCUCGGCCGUCGUGGCCUUCCUCCAGGAGCUCCAGCCGCGGUUGGAGGAGGCCACGGAUUUGACGCAGGAGCUUCGGGGCAAGCGCCUGGUCUUUCAGGCAGAAGUUCUACGCGAUGGACUUGAAGAAUCUGCUCACUCAAGCAGGCCUGACCCAGAGGUUGUCAUCGCUUUGCGUGAAGGCGUCGACACGUCCGAGAAGGGUCCGACAGGCGACGUGGAUGGAGCUCUCUUGUCGGUCUGGUCUGUCGAGAAGUUCCAUCAAAGGCUCGAGGCCUUGAGAUAA
Molecule: messenger RNA, 2307 nt
Organism: Symbiodinium sp. CCMP2592
Lineage: Eukaryota; Dinophyceae; Suessiales; Symbiodiniaceae
Source: the annotation of a GenBank genome assembly